Messenger RNA from Seminavis robusta, 969 nucleotides. The record is from the annotation of a GenBank genome assembly. NCBI's taxonomy places the organism in Eukaryota, Bacillariophyta, Bacillariophyceae, Naviculales, Naviculaceae.
AUGUCAGACAAAUUCCAGCUGGAACCGACGGAUGAAGGGAUCGAUUGUCGGAUCGAGAUGAUGUGGAAGCUUGAUGCCCAUGGCAACAAGCGAAGACCAGAUCGUCUCCUUCUGCUGGGAUCUUUGAUCUGCAACUCUCUGGCUUUCACAUCUCCGACUGCCUCCAAUCUGCGCACUCUCACCCAUCAAUCCACAAUUCUGAGGCAUACCAAAUGGCAGCCAGUAGCACCAUCACCCAUCCACCAAUCUCCUUAUAAUCCGGUUGCACAGCGAACAUCGACUCCCGUCACUCGUCAGUCACCUCUGUUUGGUCAACUACGAAAAGAUGGUGGCAAGGAAGCAUCAUCCGUGUCCGCCCUGACGGCCGUUUGGAGGAGACUAAUCGCAUGGUUCCAGGUCCUACCUCGCAGUAUCCGCCAUAGCAAACCUGCCAAGAGCAUUCAACGUGCUGUGGUGGUGCUAAUGGCCAGUGCCAUGAUUUGGCUAGGAACGGCCGGAUCGUAUACCCCUCCCGCAUCGGCCGCCGCACCCGCCAUAGUGGAACGGAUCCUACCAGCCUCCCAAGAACAAAUUGUGGAUCGUUACAUCCGACAACACAUGUUUGACGCCGAUGACAUGCAAGAUCCAUUGGAAUCGGCCUACCGAGAAGCCGCCGCCGAUUACAAGACCGAUGGCAGUUAUCCCCGUGCCCUCAAGGAAGUCGCCGCCGAUGUCUUGGGCAAGGGAAGCGUAUCGGUCGGCAAACGGGCCGACGACGGUGGCGUCUUUUUGAAUGCCCUCCAGUCGGUUGCCCGAUUCAUGGAACGACGCGUCGGUGUCAGUGAAUCCACGGCACUGGCCAUUGUGGCGGGAUCGCUGGUGAUUGCCACACCCAUUACCGGUAUGAUGGUGGCCAUGAUGAUUGGAACACAAUCCAAACGUAGUAUGAAUCGACUCAUGAAAUCAAGAUAUGGUGAAAGUUAUACGUAA